GAGGGCCUCGCCACUUCUGUCCAUCUCAGGCCACUGUCCCUUGCUGCCACCGCCGCCGCCUCCUCUUCCUCCUCGCCAUGACUUCCUACAGUUACCGCCAGUCAUCCUCCGCCUCAACCUUCGGGGGCCUGGGUGGCGGCCCCGCGCGCUUUGGGGGUGGGAGCAGCUUUCGCGCCCCCAGCAUCCACGGGGGCUCCGGCGGCCGUGGGGUGUCUGUGUCCUCUGCCCGUUUCGUGUCCUCGUCCUCUGGGGGCUACGGUGGUGGCUAUGGGGUCUCACUGGCCGGGUCCGACGGGCUCCUCUCUGGCAAUGAGAAGAUCACCAUGCAGAACCUCAACGACCGCUUGGCAUCUUACCUGGAAAAGGUGCGCGCCCUGGAGCAGGCCAAUGGCGAGCUGGAGGUGAAGAUCCGCGACUGGUACCAGAAGCAGGGACCCGGACCCUCCCGCGACUACAGCCACUAUUUUAAGACCAUCGAGGAUCUACGUGAUAAGAUUCACGGGGCCACCAUUGACAACUCCAAGAUCGUCCUGCAGAUCGACAAUGCCCGUCUGGCUGCAGAUGACUUCCGCACCAAAUUCGAGACGGAGCAGGCCCUGCGCCUGAGUGUGGAGGCCGACAUCAACGGGCUGCGCAGGGUGCUGGACGAGCUGACCCUGGCCAGGACCGACCUGGAGAUGCAGAUCGAAGGCCUGAAGGAGGAGCUGGCUUACCUGAAGAAGAACCACGAGGAGGAAAUCAGUGUCCUGAAGGGCCAGGUGGGUGGCCAAGUGAGCGUGGAGGUGGAUUCGGCUCCAGGUGUUGACCUUGCCAAGAUCCUGAGUGAGAUGAGAAGCCAGUAUGAGGUCAUGGCUGAGAAGAACCGGAAGGAUGCCGAGGCCUGGUUCGUCAGCCGGACUGAGGAGCUGAACCAGGAGGUGGCUAUUAAUACAGAACAGCUGAAGACGAGCAGAUCGGAGGUCACUGACCUGCGGCGGACCCUGCAGGGUCUUGAGAUCGAGCUGCAGUCGCAGCUCAGCAUGAAAGCGGCCCUGGAAGGCACGCUGGCAGAGACGGAGGCCCGUUUCGGGGCGCAGCUGGCACAGAUCCAGGCGUUAAUCAGCAGCAUCGAGGCGCAGCUGAGCGACGUGCGGGCUGACACCGAGCGGCAGAACCAGGAGUACCAGCAGCUCAUGGGCAUCAAGUCACGGCUGGAGCAGGAGAUUGCCACCUACCGCAGCCUGCUUGAGGGCCAGGACAUCCACUAAAACAACCUGCCCACCCCCAAGGUUGUCUGAGCUGCCAAAGUUGGGCUGCUGGGCUCUGCCCUCCUGCAGGGAGAGGGCACUGGGUAGGGGUAUGGGAGCGGAGGGGCCCUUACACUGGGCACUUCCCCUGAGCUGCCAAUAAAACUUUAUGGCCCGAGA
Ochotona princeps (American pika) is the source of this 1406-nucleotide messenger RNA. It is a transcript of the gene KRT19, whose product is annotated as keratin 19. The transcript is spliced from 6 exons. The record is from RefSeq and is a predicted model, not a curated record. NCBI's taxonomy places the organism in Eukaryota, Metazoa, Chordata, Mammalia, Lagomorpha, Ochotonidae. Gene Ontology annotation, molecular function: structural molecule activity. The coding region runs from base 78 to 1247 and encodes 389 amino acids.